AUGCCCCCAAAGUCCAAAUCCAAAAAGGACAUCGCUCCCCCCAAACAACGGCAACAACAGCAAACCCCCAAGCCAAACUGGCCUCCUCUCCGCCCCCUCAUCCCCUCAUCGGACCUCACCCUCGACCCCCUCCUCCCCGACCAAAUCUACCUCAUCCCAAACUUCUUCACCGCAAACCUCUGCAAAACUUACGUCUCAUUCCUUUCCUCCCUGCCCCUGACCACUACCCCUGGGAAACCGAAAAAGGGCGACGCCGUUCGCGUCAACGACCGGUUCCAAAUCCAGGAUGAGCGGUUUGCGGAGUCGUUGUGGAGCGGGACAGCGCUGAAGGACCUGGUGAUGAAUGGGAAUGGGGAGGAGGAGAGAUCUAUGAAAGAGAUCUGGGGCGGGGAGCCUUUGGGGUUGAAUGCGAAUAUCCGGAUCUAUCGGUAUUCGAAGGGGCAGUUUUUUGCGCAGCAUUACGACGACUCCAACACCCUCACUUUCUCUUCCCCUUCACAUCCCUCUCAACCAGCUCGCACCACGUGGACCCUUCUUAUAUACUUGACUACCUGUUCCGGGGGCGAAACUAUCUUCUACCCAGAAUCGACUCGUGGGAAUCGCAAUCCCGAGCCAGUUUCAGUGGCCCCUGUCACGGGCAUGGCACUUCUACAUCGGCAUGGCGACCGAUGUCUCCUGCAUGAGGGCAGCGAGGUUUCAGACGGCGAAAAGUGGGUGUUACGGAGUGAUUUAGUGGUCCGAUGA
Aspergillus pseudonomiae is the source of this 744-nucleotide messenger RNA. RefSeq lists its product as uncharacterized. Gene Ontology annotation, cellular component: endoplasmic reticulum. The transcript is spliced from 2 exons. The record is from RefSeq and is a predicted model, not a curated record. Lineage: Eukaryota; Fungi; Ascomycota; Eurotiomycetes; Eurotiales; Aspergillaceae. Bases 1 to 744 code for a protein of 247 amino acids. Gene Ontology annotation, molecular function: iron ion binding; L-ascorbic acid binding; procollagen-proline 4-dioxygenase activity. Gene Ontology annotation, biological process: peptidyl-proline hydroxylation to 4-hydroxy-L-proline.